Saccostrea echinata is the source of this 2234-nucleotide messenger RNA. RefSeq lists its product as uncharacterized. Bases 223 to 1530 code for a protein of 435 amino acids. Lineage: Eukaryota; Metazoa; Mollusca; Bivalvia; Ostreida; Ostreidae. The record is from RefSeq and is a predicted model, not a curated record. The transcript is spliced from 9 exons. Gene Ontology annotation, molecular function: NADH dehydrogenase activity.
ACUUGACCUUCUUCAAACAGUGGCAAGUGUCAAGAGAUGUUGGAUGAUGGACAGUGAAACUGAACUGCCAUGUUUAUCCAAAAUAAAAAUGUGUUGUUGAAGAUUUGUAUACCGAAGUAAAUUCAUUCAAUGGACUGUGCAAUAUAAUUGAACUGAGAGCCAUCUCAAGAGGACCUGAAAUAUCUGUUAAUUAUUGGGGUUGAAAACCAAUCAUUCAAAGACAUGUUUACACAUACAAGGAAGUGUUUCCAUAUAAAAUCAACUCUGUUCCAAAGAAAUAAUUCCACACAGACAGGACGAAAGAAACUAGUGAUUCUGGGAACAGGAUGGGGUGGUUACAGCUUGCUCCGGAAUAUUGAUAAGAAGAUGUACGAUGUGGUGGUGAUAAGUCCCAGGAACUACUUUUUAUUUACACCAUUACUGGCUAGUACAACUGUCGGAACCUUAGAAUUCAGGUCUAUCAUUGAACCAGUGAGAAAUACACAUUUCCGUCAGACGGGAGACUUCCAUUUGUCAUAUGCUUCCAAAUUAGACAUGGAGAAUAAAGUUCUCCAUUGUGAGAGUGUACUGCAGCCAGGACUUGGGUACAAACUGAAUUACGAUAAUCUGGUGAUUGCAGUGGGGGCUCGCAGCAACACAUUUAAUGUACCAGGAGUGGAGGAUCAUGCUUUUUUCCUCAAGGAUAUACCAGAUGCAAGGAGAAUAAGGAAUAGAAUCAUAAACAACAUAGAGCUCUCACUUCACCCAGGGUUAGAUGAAAGUGACAGGAAGCGGUUACUGAAUUUUGUGAUUGUUGGGGGUGGACCAACAGGGGUGGAGUUUGGUGCUGAACUGUAUGACUGGAUUCAACAGGAUGUAGCCCGAGUUUACCACCAGAGAAAAGACCAGGUACAUGUGACCUUGGUAGAAUCCAAUCAGAUCUUGGGGUCAUUUGAUGAACGGCUCAGGAAUUAUGCUGAAAAGAAAAUUAAAGAAAGAGAUCGAUUUAAACUUGUCAAAUCAUCUGUCACAAGGGUGACAUCAACCUGUGUUAAAUUAAGCAGUGGGGAGGACCUACCAUGUGGUCUGGUUGUAUGGAGCACUGGUUUAUCACCUACCUGGUUUGUCCAAUCACUGGACGUCGAGAAAAACAGAAAUGGACAGAUUCUAACUGAUAAAAGUUUACAUGUGAUAGGAGACCCUAAACACAGCGUGUUUGCUAUGGGUGAUUGUGCAGACAUAAAAGACAACUCACUUCCUUGCAUAGCACAGGUUGCUGAGAAACAAGGGGAAUAUAUAGCAAAAUAUCUGUGUGGAAAAAUAGACAAGGACAAGAACUUUACGUUUCAGAGCCAAGGGAUGUUGGCUUACAUAGGAAAAUACCAGGGUGUUUCUGAUAUUCCAAACCUGAAGAUGCAGGGUGUGACCUCCUGGUUCCUAUGGAGAUCAGCAUACCUGACAAAGCUGGGAAGCUGGAGGCUACGAAUGCAGGUUCCAAUGGAUUGGACAAAAGCUCUUCUAUUUGGCAGGGAUGUCUCAAGAUUUGACUGAGUGAAUGCAGUAUUCUGGCUUUAUUGUCGUUAGACCUUUUUGUUUGGCAAGAUUGUCUCUAUAGAUAAAUUUAGUCUCAAUUUCUCAAUUGUAAAUACAUAUCUGCAAAGAGAUGUGAUAAUUGUAAGAAAAUAUAUGUGUACCCUGUUAUAAAUGAGUAAAUUUCAUGCUUUAUGCUUAUUGUGAACAUUGUGCUCAUUUUCCUCCUGAUUUCACUGCCUUAGGUUAUCCUUACAUUGUACUAGUACUGUGUUAUUGACUAGAUAUUAAAAUAAAGGAUUAAAAAUGCUGAUCUUUCGUCAAAGUACACGUUUACAAAUUCCUUGUGGAUAGGAAGCCGAAAUGCAAAGGGUCUCUACAAACAUUAAUGUUCAGUAUUUGGUAACCAAACUGGUGUACUAGUUUACAUAGGGAAUGCAAAUUCUUCAUUUUUGAUCCAGUCCCAUUGAAAUAUACACGAUUUUAUUGACAAAUAUUUACAUUUCCAAUGUCUUUUUCCGAGAUAAAAUUACAAAUUGUAAAAAUACUUUAUUUCUACAUAAAUCUACUGGUUCAUCGAUAGGCGCGGUUAAAAAAAAAUCACGUGCGGGGCGGGACAAAUAGAGACAGAAGCGAGGCUAUUAGCAUGGGAAUUUGCAGAAUCAGGAGCAUGUAAAUAUAAGGAAUAACUGUCUUAUUUUUUGGAUUCAUGACGAUGAUCAAUC